Lates calcarifer (barramundi perch) is the source of this 3479-nucleotide messenger RNA. RefSeq names its product scaffold attachment factor B (gene safb). Gene Ontology annotation, molecular function: RNA binding; sequence-specific DNA binding. Gene Ontology annotation, biological process: regulation of transcription by RNA polymerase II; regulation of mRNA processing. The record is from RefSeq and is a predicted model, not a curated record. Gene Ontology annotation, cellular component: nucleus. Lineage: Eukaryota; Metazoa; Chordata; Actinopteri; Centropomidae.
CGCUGACGUCACUGGCUCACCGCGGCCUCCAUUUUGCAGUAGUUUUGCAAGCCAGCUGCUCCCAUUCGUGGUGCAGCUUCAAUAAAUGAAAGUGCAUAAAACGGUUACUUCAAGCUGAAGAAAUAAUAUCACGGACGAAACGAUGGCCGACCCAUCAGCGGACGUGGAGGUGCCAGAGGGCGCAGAGGUUCGCAAACUGUCGGAGCUGAGAGUUAUCGAUCUGAAGGCCGAGCUGAAGAAACGAAGCCUGGACACCACGGGCGUCAAGAGUGUGCUGUCCGAGCGUUUGAAAAAGGCCAUUGAGGAGGAGGGUGGAAAUCCUGAUGAGAUUAUUGUGGUUCCGGAUUCAGCCCCAAAGAAAGCUAGCUCAACACCUAAACGGGCUGCCAGAGAUACCAGACAAGACAAUGAUGAACCAGAGGACAGCACUAUUGAAGAGGACUCCCGUGAUGGACAUGAGGAUCUGCAGGAUGAUCAUGAGAACAUGCAGGAAAUGGACAUCCUCGACAUGAACGUGCUGGAUGAGACCGAGAAUGACAAUGGAAUACCAGCUGAGGAUGAUGAGGAUUAUCCAGAGAAUUUCCACGGAGAAGACGACGCAGAAAUGAAUGAUGAACAUGACAGCAGGGGUUUCGAUUCAGAGGAUGAAGCAAGAGGCCCAGAGAUGGAUGAGUCUGAGAUGCUAGAUAAGGAUGAAUAUAUGACAUGCUCAUCAAUCAAUAUGGGUCAGGAUCCAGGUGCAGACGACCUCAAAGAAGAAACAGAAAAUGACAAAGUAGCCGGGUCUUGUUUAGCUGAGCCGCUUAACGAAGAUCGCCACCAGAGCCACGAGACGAGCCCUGAAGAAGAGCAAGCCGCCACCGCCGGAGGGGAAGACAGUGUGUCCGACACUGGUGCCAAGUACGACAAAGCUGCCUCUGGGGAUGGGGAGAGCAACAGGGAUGUUGUGGAGGGUGACACCAAAGAGGUUGGGGACUCACAGAAUGUCCCAGAAGAGACAUUUGACGCUGAAAACAAAAGCUCGCAGGCUGUUAGUGUAAGUGAACAGGGCGCUGUGGGUGAGACCGUUGAUUCAGAAAUUGGGUCUAAGAAGGGUGAGGAAGAUGAGAAGACAGAAGAGAAAGCCGCUGCGGAUUCAGCCUCGACAGUGAAAGAGUCCUCUUCUGUAGAGGGCGAUGAUCAGAAAAAGAGCGCUGAGGAAAAAGAUGGCAAGACCGAGUCAAAAGAUGAAAAGGCCGCUGGAAGUGCUGCAGCAAGCAGUAGCAGGAACCUGUGGGUCAGCGGUCUCUCCUCCACUACCAGAGCGACUGAUCUGAAGACCCUCUUCAGCAAAUAUGGCAAGGUUGUCGGAGCUAAGGUGGUGACCAAUGCCAAGAGCCCCGGCGCUCGCUGCUAUGGUUUUGUCACCAUGUCGUCCACAGAGGAGGCUACCAAGUGUAUCAGCCACCUGCACAGGACUGAACUGCAUGGCAGGAUGAUCUCUGUGGAGCGGGCUAAAAAUGAGCCAGCGGGGAAGAAGCCAGCAGACAAGAAUGACACCAAGAAGUCUGGCGGAGACAGGAGACACUCCUCCGACUCCAAGUCUGAUGGAAAGGAUGAGAAAUCUGAAGAGGGAAAAGAUGGCAAAGUGCGAAAUGAGAGGACUGUCGUUAUGGACAAGUCCAAGGGAGAGCCUGUUAUUAGCGUCAAAACCAAAAGCAAGGAGCGCAGCACAAAGAGUCGGGACCGCAAGUCAUCUAGUAAGGAGAAGAAAGACAUCCUGUCAUUCGACCAGAUCAAGGAGCAGAGAGAAAGGGAAAGGCAGAGACAACGGGAGAGGGAAAUCAGAGAGGUGGAAAGACGGAGAUACACUGACCGCGAUCGUGAACGUGACAACCGCCCAGACCGUGAGCGUGAGCGAAUCCGUCUGUUUAGAGAGAGAGAGGAGAGGAAACACUUGAUGAGGAAAAGACACUGGCUGGAGGCUGAGAAGCAGCGCCUCGAUGCAGACCGUAUGGAGCGUCAGUUCCUGGAGCGUGAAAGGCUACGUAUAGAGUACGAGAGGCGGCGCGAGCAGGAGAGGAUCCUUCGGGAGCGCGAGGAGCUGAGACGGCAGCAGGAGCAGCUGCGUUAUGAACAGGAGCGACGGCCCAUCAAGAGGCCUUAUGACAUGGAUGGCAGGAAAGAUGAUUGGCCUGAGAAGCGCAUGGCCAUGGACGACCGGUACGGCCGCACAGACUUCGGCCGGCAGGAGCGUUAUCAGGACUUUGACCACAGAGACCGGGGUCGUUACCAAGAUGACAUGAUGAUGGACAGGCGGGACAACGCUCGUGGCAUGGGUGCAGACAGAGAUGGUCAGCACUUCUCAGACAGGUCAGACAGACAUGGCAGAGACUGGGGUGGAGGUUACGACAAGCGCAUGAACCCGAGGGAAGGAGGUCGAGACUGGGAGUCUGGACGGAAGAUGGAAGGAGACAGAGCAUGGCAAAGUAGAGAUGGUGCUAUCCCAGGCCAGAGCCAUAUGGCACGUGGAGGAAUGGCAGGCCGUGGUGGCUACAUGAACACAGGAACAUCUCAGUCCCUCUCCGGAGCUCUCAACAGACAGAACCAGCUAAUGCAGGGUGGCGGGCUUCAGGGUGGAGCUUUUGGUCGACGCUACUGAUGUCUGUCUGACAACACUGUUUCAAGGGGUCAUAUCAAGAGGGGCGGGUGGAUGUGGCCAUCUUGUUUUUGUACAUUUUUUAAAAUCAGAAAUGUUUCUUUUUUGACACAGUUCCAAUCCAUUGUUGAUGGAAACCUUUAUUUCUCAUUUUCCUUUUACGAUGUAGUGAUCUCCUGCCUUCUAUUUAUCAGUCAGUCCAACCUGUUUUGUUUGUUUAACAUGACAGUCUUGCAAGAAUGUGCUGUGUGCACGGGUUGGCCUGUCACACCAGAGCUCUGUUGUAAAUUCAGAUGUUUUAUAAACAUCUGGCCUGAUGGACCUCACAUGUCUCCUCUCUGUUUUUCUGUUUUCACAGUCAUUAUAUGAGCCUUUGUUGUGAUUAACUCAUUCAGAGCUUGAGGCUCCUUUUUGACAUUGUUCUUUUUAAAACAGAUGGGUGGUAAAAAUUUUCCUGCUGAAGAAAAGGUUUUUAAAUUAAAUGUCACGUUCUGAUUAUCCAAACUUGUUAGACUUUUUUUAUAUUUCAAUCUUUUUUUGUACAUAGAUUUGAUUUGUGUGAUUGUUGGAUAGUGGUAGUAAAUGCCUUUGGAGUGCGUAUGUGUGCACAGAUCUGUGAUAAAAUCUAAAAUUUAAUGUAUAAAGUUUUCUGUAACUCAAAUGUGUUAUUAGUUUUUUUGCAUAAAAUUUUGUUUUUUUGACCUUCUGUUGACAGUGUUGUUUGGUUUAUUUUAAUGCCAUGCUUGGCUCAGUGGUCUGCUGGAGCACAGAUGUAAAAUUCACCAGGUGAAUUUGCCUACAACAAUAAAAGAUUUUUCAUCUUUUUGCAGCGUGAAACAAA